Molecule: messenger RNA, 1526 nt
Organism: Marmota monax (woodchuck)
Lineage: Eukaryota; Metazoa; Chordata; Mammalia; Rodentia; Sciuridae
Exons: 4
Coding region: 45-929 (294 amino acids)
Source: RefSeq, a predicted model, not a curated record
UUUAUUGCGGGGCCAACUGUAUCGGGGAACGAGUGAUCAGUGUCAUGCGCAGCCUGGGUGCAGCCCAGAGGUCCGAGCUGCAGAUCCAAGCGCUUUCCAAGGUUUUGCUGGGCCCUGACUGCAAGGCCCUGCAGCUCAGAGCCCAGGAGGGCAGCAGGCUGCAGGCCCACGUCCCAGCCGGGAAGACCGAGGCGGCUGGUGGCAGGGCUGGUGGUCUAGAGCCAGUGUGGAGGCAGACGGGGGCUGUCCCGGUCACCUCCCAGCCUCCCACUUGGUCUGGGACGGAACUUCCUCGAAGAAGCUGCCUGGACCCUCCAGAUUGGGUCAGGUGCACCCCCCAGUUUCUGUUCCACCGGCUCCUCUUCUGCCUCCGUGGCCCCCACUGGACUCAUGUGGACAGAGAGCGGCUUCAUGUGACUCUGUGGCUCACUGCCUGGCCUGGCACAGAGCAGGAGGGACGGGAAUCCUGCCACGUGCUGCUUAAAGGCUGCAAUGGCUCCCUAUUACCCUCAAGCAAAAUCCCACUCCUGGACCUGCCCUGCAAGACCUUGGCGAAUUCGGCAGAACCCGUGUCACGACUUCAGAACGCCAGGCUGCCGGCAGGUCCCUUGCACAACCCUGGCUGCACGCCCCGCACCUGCCCUGCCAGCCUCGCCCCUCCCACGGCCUCGCUGGCCGAUCCCUCCCAGUCCCUCAGCCUCAGCCCUGGGGCUGCCUCCUUCGGGAAGCCUUCCUCCAGAUCGUCUCCGUGCGCCUGGCCCUUCCCUGGUGGCCUGUGUUCAACACCUUCCCGAGCUCUGCUUCCCACAGCCUCUGACCCGCAGGGCAGCAGCCGGGUGCAGCGGGGAGAGGUUGGGACUGGGAUUGGGGGAUUGAGGUGCCCUCUUCACACGGCCAGGGCUGACCCCCAUCUCCCAAGGUGGCUCUAGUGGGUGGGAGAAGGCAAGGGGGAGGUCAGUUUGGAAAGUCCAAAGACUCUGCUGUGUCUUCUGCAGGGGACGAGGCCCCGGCCAGCAUCCCUUGGUCCCCUCUGUGAGAAAAGCAUCUCAGUGGGAUUCCCAGCUCUGCUUGCCAUCUGGCCUCUGCCCCUCACUUGCUGUGUGGCCUUGGGGCAAGCCUGUUCACUGGGCUCGGCCUCAGUUUGCCUCUCCUGUAGAAUGGGGCCACCCACAAAACCCGUCACAGGUCGCUGAAGCUCCGACAAGACAAAACCUGUGAAAAACUUCUGUAAACCUCUGAGCGCCGCUGAAGAAUCUCUUCCAACAACUCCGUGGAGCCGUGUGGGAGGGAGGCCGGCAGCUGCCCCCACUGCGCGCCUGCCUAGUGCCUGCCUGGCCCGGCCAAAGCCUGGAGAUCAAAGGUGACUGAGGCCUGCUGGCAUGGAGGCCGGGCUUGGCAGGGCCUGCUCCCUGGCCCCCUGCCCACCUCCCACCCACCCCCGUUCCCAGUGACACGACAUGCCUGCCUUACACAAGAAGCUCUGUCUAAACACCCGGGGUUAGUGGGGAGCCCUUGCCCGACACCCC